Messenger RNA from Oikopleura dioica, 1215 nucleotides. Lineage: Eukaryota; Metazoa; Chordata; Appendicularia; Copelata; Oikopleuridae. The record is from the annotation of a GenBank genome assembly.
AUGGACGAUGUCAAGAAGCAGCUUACUGGACUGGGCUUCAAUUUUUCGCCCAGUCUCGUGGAAAACGCGCCACCCACGAGCGAGUUCAUGGCCACCGUGAAGUCAUUGAUCGAAGAGCUGCACAAAUACAACAAAUGCUUUGAGCCUAUCUCCCAAAGUGCGCAAAACGCUGAGGACUUUGCAGCAGAUGUUUCGUCGGUUUUACGCGAGCUUGAGUGUCCUUACGACGGGAUCUAUUCUGGGCCGUAUGAACAGCGCUUUGUCGAGACAAAGAACAAAGUUUGUUUGCUAACGUAUCUCGCCUCAGAAAUCCAGGCCGAGAAAAUUUAUGGACAGACGAAAAUGGACGUAUCAGACAAUGGUGUGCUUGACCAUGCUGGCAAAGAAGGCUAUCAGCAGAUGAAGGGGCUAAUCAAGAUGUUAAAGAUGCAGAAACCGCCGAAAACAAUCACCAGUCAGCAGUUAUUCACGGGUAUUAACAAAAAGAUCGACACGAUCCUGAAGGGGCGACUGGUUUCAGAUGUUAUCGGUAAGGAGAUGAUCACUCAAGAAUUGACGCCCAUGCAUUUUAUUCGUCUCAAGCAACUGAACAGUUUGCUUGUCAAAGAGUAUGGCAACAGACGUGAAAUGCUCCUCACUCGGCUCCGCGUCACUUUGCAAUCCUUCAUCUGGGCUGGUCGAGGAAAAGAAAAGAAGGAAGAUGUUUUAGCAUUAUCAAAUCAACUGCUAUCAAAUAUGUCGAAAAAGCCGACUAUUACAGUCGGACAAUGUUUGGCGGCGAAAGAGACCAUUCUUGUUUCGACAAAGACGUCCUCUGGAGAUACUAGAAUAAACGCAGAUAUCAACAAGCAUCGGAUGCUUGGAAAAAUCGCCGACAGAGGAGGCCGUGUUACGGAAAUGGCCCCAGUUGAAAAUGAGACUUUUGCGCAACAGGAAGCAAAAAGAAACAUGCCUAAAUGGUCAUCUAGACAAGCCCCACCACCUGGUUCAGAUCGCCGUGGAGGAGGAAGAGGUGGAAAUCGCGGAGGUGGGCACAGAGGAAGCAAUAGAGGAGGAUACAAUGGUUCUAGUUAUAAUGACCCGCGUCCACAAUACGUUUCUGAGGAUAAAAGUGGAGGUCGGUCGUUCGCUGGGCGCGAGUAUUACAAUAGCGGCGGACGUGGUGGCCGUGGAGGUCAUCGAGGAGGAUUCCGAAGGGGCAAUUUUUCUAGCUAG